UGAAAUCACCUCGCCUGUGUCCAUCAACAUUACAUAAAGAAAUAACUGCAGAUAUCAGAUCAGCUGCUGCAAUAAAAGGCACAAAUGGUCCAGAUCAUACAGGAUUGUUGGUUAAUUUUAGGUUUGUUCUCUUGGGCUCUCGGCCAAUCAGCAGUCCCAUUUCUUCACAUAGUCACAGCAAGACCCACCAAUGACCUCAUGGUCGCCCAAGCCUGCUGUGUGGGAGGAGAGACUUUACCUGAGGAGGUCAGAAGCACUUCCUCCUCCACCACGUUUAGACUCAGGUUCGCCUCCCCUGGCUUAUGAGCACUCAGGCAGCCCACAGCAGAAGGAACCCGCCGUGAUGAGGGGCAGUGACAACUACCAGCCCGUCCCUGGUGAAGAGAAGAACCUGGAUGUGGACUUUGUCAACACUGAGUCCAAGAGCAAUGAAUCAAUACCAUUGAAAAACCUGUAUCCACGGUUAGGCCCAUACUUCUCUGAUGGGCGGCAGGUGGACUACGUGCUGGCAUACCACAUCCAGAAGCCCAGCAGCAUCCGACGCCGGUUGUCCAGGUUUGGUGACAACAACUUCAUACGACGGCUUCGGCGCAGCCUGAGCAUGAGAAACAGCCGAGCCCAUCUGCAGCCAAAGGAAGACCCAGAGAUCGCUGCCCAGGAGCAACAGACUGACUAUCAUGAGGAUGACAAGCGCUUCAGGCGGGAGGAGUUUGAAGAAAACCUCCUGGAGAUGGGGCUGGAGCUGGAAAAAGAUGAAGCGAGUAAGAUCCCAGGAAUCGGCUUCUUAAAGAUCCAUGCCCCUUGGAAUGUUCUCUGUCGAGAGGCUGAGUUCAUGAAGCUCAAGAUGCCAACAAAAAAGGUUUACGAAGUCAAACAAGGCAGUAAUCUGGUGGAGAAGAUCCGACUGUUCAUUCACAAAGUCACAGCUCCUCUCCACCCAAAGGUAGACGCUAACCGACCACAAAGCGUCAAAUCCCUCUCUCACCCUUUCUCCCGAGAGAAGCAGCAUCUAUUUGAUCUGUCUGACAGGGACAAGUUCUUUGACAGCAAGACCAGGAACUCAAUAGUCUAUGAGGUACUGAAGAGGACAAGAUGCACCAGAGCUAAAUACUCCAUGGGGAUCACCAGUCUGCUAGCCAAUGGUGUCUAUACAUCUGCUUAUCCUCUGCAUGAUGGAGACAUUGAUGGCGUGAAUGCAGAAUCUAACGACAGGAAGCUGCUGUACGAGGAGUGGGCCAGCUACAGUGUCUUCUACAAGUAUCAGCCUAUCGGACUCAUCAGGAAGUAUUUCGGGGAGAAGGUUGGACUGUAUUUUGCCUGGUUAGGAGUCUACACACAGAUGCUGAUCCCUGCAGCUAUUGUAGGAGUCAUUGUAUUUCUCUACGGCUGUGCAACUGUCGAUGAUAACAUACCAAGUAUGGAGAUUUGUGAUCCCAGGAACAACAUCACCAUGUGUCCGCUGUGCGACCGCGCCUGCAGCUACUGGAAGCUGGUGACAGCGUGUGGUACAGCCCGAGCCAGCCACCUGUUUGACAACCCAGCCACCGUCUUCUUCUCCAUCUUCAUGGCCCUCUGGGCGGUUCUCUUCAUGGAGCACUGGAAGAGACGGCAGAUGCGACUCAACUAUCUCUGGGACCUCACGGGCUUCGGAGAGGAGGAGGAGGAGGAGCAUAAGGACCACAACCGAGCGGAGUACGAGUUCAUGGUCAUGCGAAAGACAAUGAGGCGGGAACAUUCAACCCCGAAGGGUGAGAAGGUGAAGCUGACAUGUACAGACAGACUGCCAGCUUACCUGACUACUGUGGUCAUGAUGGGCUUCAUGAUCCUUGUGACGUUUGCCAUAGUCUUCGGGGUCAUCCUGUACCGGAUUAGCAUUAAAGCUGCACUGCACAUGAGCACCUACCCUGCAGCACGGUCCAACAUCAGAGCCACUGUCAAAACUACCGCCGCCAUCAUCAACCUCAUCGUCAUUAUCAUCUUAGAUGAAUUCUAUGCCGCCAUCGCCCGCUGGCUCACCACACUGGAGGUUCCAAAGACAGACAAGAGCUAUGAAGAGCGCCUCAUCUUCAAAACGUUUAUCUUGAAGUUUGUCAAUGCCUUCACACCCAUUGUCUAUUUGGCCUUUUUCCGGGGCAGGCUUGUUGGGCGGCCUGGAAACUACUUGUAUGUUGUUGGAUCGUACAGAAUGGAAGAGUGUGCCCAUGCAGGCUGCCUCAUGGAGCUCUGCAUUCAGUUGUGCAUUACCAUGCUGGGCAAGCAGCUCAUCCAGAACAACCUGUUUGAGAUUGGCAUACCGAAGCUGAAGAAACUGCUUCGGAGGAGGAAGUCAGAGUUGGACUCAAAGCAAGAGGAGGAGCUGAACAAAACCCUGCAGCGUCACGAGAAAGACCACUUCCUGGGUCCUUUCACUGGCCUCAGCCCCGAGUACAUGGAGAUGAUCAUCCAGUUUGGGAUGGUGACUCUUUUCGUGGCCUCCUUCCCUCUGGCUCCGCUCUUCGCUCUUCUGAAUAACAUCAUUGAGAUUCGCCUGGAUGCCAAAAAGUUUGUUAUGGAGCUGCGUAGACCAAUUGCAGCCAAAGCCAAAGACAUUGGUAUCUGGUACAACCUCUUGAGAGGCCUCAGCAAGGUAGCAGUCAUUGUUAAUGCCUUUGUCAUCUCCUUCACCUCUAACUUCAUCCCACGGCUGGUCUACCAGUACAUGUACAGCCCUGAUGGCACCAUGCACGGCUUCGUCAAUCACACUCUGUCUUACUUCAAUGUCAGCGACUUCCAGCCAGGAACAGACCCUCUCGAGCCACUGCACCUGGGCUACAAGGUCGUAAUAUGCAGAUAUAAGGACUACCGAGAGCCUCCCUGGUCCAGCACACCAUAUGAACUCUCUAAGGAGUUCUGGGCUGUUCUGGCCGCCCGCCUUGCCUUUGUUAUUGUCUUUCAGAACUUGGUGAUGCUUAUGAGUGACUUUGUGGACUGGCUGAUCCCUGACAUCCCUAAGGACAUCAGCCUCCAGAUGCACAAGGAGAAGAUCCUCAUGGUGGAGCUCUUUAUGAAGGAGGAGCAGGGCAAAAGGCUUGCAGCACGGGACAACUGCACCCAGGACAAUUGCACCCCCCCCUCGUCAGCCAAUCAGAGCCCUCUACAGCCCCGCUCAAGACCCGUCUCACACACCAACUGCUGUUAAACUACUAGCAGCUAGGCUCUGGGAGAACAUCAUCAAGUAAACAAAACCUGUAUACAAACUAUACAGAAGUUAAUCAGCUGGUUAAAGCUUGCUGGUUAUCCAUUAACACAUCAUCAGUUGUAAUAUUCAGCUAAGCUUUUGCUCCAUUUAUAUUGUUUGGGAAUAUUUGCAGGCAUGAUCUGACUGUUUAAACUUAAACUUUAACCAAAAAUCCUGCAAGUAGUUAGAUAUAUGAUAACAAAACAUUAUUUAUUGGAUGUCUUUGAAAGGAACAAGCCAUUAGCUUCAUUUGACUCGCAGUGAAUUUCCUUGUUGACGAGAUCGUCAUUCAGGAUGUUUGAGAAAGCAGUGCAACCCCCCCCACACACACACACAUACACACACACACACACACAGCCUAAGUUCAUACCUCUCUCGAUACGUGAAUGCAGCUUUUGUAUUGAAGACAGCCUUUGUCACUCCAUCCAAGUCAUCCUCAUGGAAUGUUGCUGAUGAGAACACAAAAUGAGAUCCUCCUUCCUGCCAUCAAUGUACAUCUCCGAGACACUUUCAGACAUUAACUGAUUUCUUGGUUCUCGAUUGUUUGGCCACUUGAGGGCAGCAGAACAAUAUGAAAACACAACAUAGACAUAUUGUCACCAAAUAACAUAGCUAUGGCGAGCGUAACAAUUACUUACAAAUCCAACACAGAGCGUCAUUAGCAUUCAUCAGUCCAGUAUUUACCGUGCUUUUAGCUCAAGCAGCUAUAUUUUUCUCUGGUUCUUUGAUUAACUUGUAAUAAGCUAAUUGCUAUCAGUCUGCUGUUUGUUGCUGAGCUGGUUGUGGAUAGUCAGAUCUGUCUGAGAAAACAUCUGCCUGCUGCUGGAGACAAGGUUGAUAUGAAGUUUGCCAUGAAACCAAAAUAUAAAAAUAAAGAGCUCCAGGAUGCUAAAACUCUCUGUAGGGCUGAGGGGAACUCAUAAAUAAGCAAGAGCUUUAAAAUUACACAUAGUAAUGCGAUCCAUGGUUAGUAUUCUAAAUGACUAGCUGCUAUAAACAACACUACUCCAAAUGAAUGCUGCUCUGUCUACUAGAUGUGUACAUGUGAAACUAUUUGGUAAAAAGUUCAACUUAAAAGGUGAUAAUCUGCUGCCCCCUAGUGGCCACAAAGGCUGUAGCAAGCUCUCCAUUUUCAUUUGGAGACUCCAGCAUUUCAUCUUUUGCCUCCCCUGUUCAUUUUUUGUCUUUUGGGUCAUCAAUGAACUGGGGCAGGGUGCGGUUUGAGGAUAUCACCUGCGUUUCCUCUAAUGUUUGACAGAAUUCAGUCACUUUUUAACCAUCGAUGGAAAUGUUGGUUUAUGCAGCUUUAAAGAGCCCAGCAGUAAUUGUUUUUUAUUCCUCUGAUUUAAAACCAUAAAAACCAUUAACACCUUGUAUAUUGUGAAUACGCUCAGCUUUAUUUGAGAUUUUGCUGAGUAAAACAAUUUUCCCAUGCAGCAGCUCAUACUGAUGUUUGCUAAUGCCCGCUAGCUAGUUAGUAUAGAGUUAGCAACUGGAAAUCAAAUGUCCAUUUCAAAUGUAUGUUUAACCAUUUAGGGCACAGGCGAGCUGACAGUUGUGUACUGAAAAUGGAGCUUAAUGUGCUCAUGUUUAAAGCCACAUUUACCAGUACAAGUGUGUGUAGACAGUGUGUGCCAUCAUGGGAUUGAGGAAUCUUGCCACAUUCAUGUCAAAUUCAAAGUUAAAGGGACUCUUUGUUUCUGCUCAAGUAGGAAUAUUUUCGUAUGACUGGACAGCAGCUUGUUCAAGUGACCACAGUGACAGUUGGUGAGUGAGGUGACAGCUUUCCUGACUCUCUUACUGGGAUACAGUGUGAAACCAUGAGAGGCAGCACUGUUUCAAUAUUAUUAUCUUGGCUUACAUUAACCUUAUAAAUCAUUAGGCAUCUUUCGUAAAGCUGCAAGUCUUUAACUAUUCAAGACUAAAUAAUGUGUUUUGUAUUUAUCAAACUGCAAAAACAUCUGUGAGUGACUACAAAUCACUUUGAAGAACAUAAAUGUACUGCAGACUUUCAUUGAUGUGUCAAAUCUGGCCCGCUGCUAUAAAUAUAUUGAAUUAUGCCAAAUUUAUGCCCUCAACCCAGACAAUAGAAUGUAUUGAAUGUUUAAUUUUCAGUGAUGUAGAAUCACGUCUAGGUCAAAAUGUUGCAUAUCUUAGUUUCAUGACAAUGCAUUUUUAAGUGUAUGAGAUGAAAGGGUUUUAUCAGUUAGCAGGGGACCACUGAUCUAUCAACUAGACUAUCACAAUGACCGUGAUAAACUUUAUCUUAUUGUCUUCAUUUUAAUUUAAUGUACUAUAAACCUUUAACAUAGACCCAUUUCGCUGGAAGGAUGCCUGGGAAAACAUCUUCUAGAUACAGCCUACCAAGAUGUCACUUCCUUCUGGAAUAUGACUUUUAUUUUUACCUAAUCUUAAAAAUAUUAAUACUGUGUAUGUAAGUAGGUUUAGUGUUGAUAUUCAGUGAUAUAUUACAUGCUGCCACAGGGCUGUGGAGCCUGUUUAAGCUAGACAUUCCUUUUUUUUCAUAUAACCUGAUGUCACAUGUGAAGACCCUUCCUCAAUAUCCCUCAUGUGAUGUCCUCCUCCUGCCGUCUGUUGCCAUGCUGUAUUUACAGCAUUAAUAAAACCCUACAUGUUGUGACAUGCUAAUGUCUAUUAUAAUGUAUGUAAAAGCACAUUUUAAAACGUGUACGUAAAUGCAUGUGUAACCUAUUUGUCUGUCUCUGAUAUUUUGAGUCUUUUUUGUUUAAACUAUCUGCAAAUAAAAAAGAUGAACUGCA
Molecule: messenger RNA, 5997 nt
Organism: Micropterus salmoides (largemouth bass)
Lineage: Eukaryota; Metazoa; Chordata; Actinopteri; Centrarchiformes; Centrarchidae
Gene: ano1a
Product: anoctamin 1, calcium activated chloride channel a
Exons: 26
Coding region: 191-3178 (995 amino acids)
Biological process (GO): chloride transmembrane transport
Cellular component (GO): plasma membrane
Molecular function (GO): chloride channel activity; protein dimerization activity
Source: RefSeq, a predicted model, not a curated record